UCUACCCUAGUUAUAGGGGAUUUGGCGGCAAAUCCAAAUAUGAGCUCUUCCAAUUCUUCAAGAAAAUAUGUGGCUUCCUCUGUUUCUUCAAGAAAUAAACUAAUGAAUUUGCAUAAGGAACUGUCUCCUGAGCCGCUGUAUACCUUUGAUGUCGACCAAAGAAAUGACCACGAGGUAAAAUUCAAGUUUUCUUCUGAUUCUUUUAUCUUUGAAGUGUAAAUUGUGAAAUAAUUUGAAUACCUAACAUGGUAUUGGAGUAAUCUUCUUAAAAUUUAGGAGUUAUUUGCUUGCUUGUUUUUGAAUCGGAUAUUUCUAUUGUUUGAAUCUGCCUAAGCUUUGAACAGAUGUUUAUAGUUUGUGUAAAAAUAAUUUUUUUAUCAUGAACAAGAAACCUUUGAUUUUUUACAAGCAAUAGAUGUUUAUAGUUUUUGUAAAAAUCAAUGUUCCUAAUAUCUAGUUUAUCUCUAAAUAUCCAACUCCAGAAGUGGAUUAGUACUAUGUUUUGGUUUUACAAAAUGUUUGUAGGCUCCUAAUACUAAGUACUUUAGUUACGUUGUGGAAUGCCUACAUUAGGAAUUGAAUUGUUUGUGCCCCUGCUAUGUAGUUCUUGUCUUUCUAGCUAUAAGCUCAAUGCAAAUCAAGUUUAUUUGUUUUAUUGAAACUAUUGUAUUUUGAUAAAGAAGAACGAGUCUAAUCUGUGGACUGUGGCUUCAAAAGAUUUGAAGGUAUAGAGCAAAGGAAUUUUACACAAUAGUUAUUUAUGAAGAUUAGUGCAACAGGACAUGGCCUUAAGUACAUACAUAUGCAUAUAUCAGCAAUCCCUCAAUAUAGUGACAUGUUGCUUGGACUCUUCAACAAUAUCAAUGAGUGUGUGUCGGAUUCUCCAAAAUAGUGUAUUUAUUGGGAAUCCGACACGAGUGCGGCAUCGAAAGUGAAAAUUCCACGCAACUUAGCUGGUGUUCACUCAAGAAAUGAUUCAAAACAAAUUUCAACUAUCAGUGACUAACAUAUAUAGAUAAAAUUCUUUUAGCAGUAGAAAAUCAAAACAGAAUGCUUGAAUACUAUUGAAGCUUUUCUAGUGCAAUAUUAGUGUUGUUUUGAUAACUUUCUGCUGCUAAUUUUGGUGCGAUUCUAAUGCCCUUUAGAGUGAGUAAAUUUAUGCAUAUUAAAGAAAACACUUAGUGUUACUUCUAAAUGAACACUGUAGUAUUUUUCUUUCAUUCAUCUGGACACAAGGAAACGUUUUGCUUCUCAACAUCAUUUGCUUAUUGUAGGAGUAUCCAGAUGCAACAGCAUUGCAAUUUGAAUCUUUUUUGAGUCGUAUUAACAGUAAAAAUAUAAAUGUGAAUAUUGGAGAAGAGACUGAUAAUGUUAAGGAUACUAUCGAUGAGGAAGAUUUUCAUGAUUCAGAUUAUAAUAUUUCUGGUGAAGAUGAUGACUUUCAGGAGGUUAUAGUUGUAAACAAAAAUGUGAAAGGGAGGGGACGACCAAAAAUUGCACCAGGCUCUAUCAAUGUACCAUCUAGUUCUGCGAUUGUAGUACCACCACAGGUUGUUGAUGCCGAAUCUGAUUAUGUAGAUUCAAAUGAAAUGUUGGAGGAGGUUGAGUCUGAAAAAGAAGAAGAUAAGCUUCAGGAAAAAGUUACCUAUGUGGAGUAUAAUGAAGAGAAACACAAAGACGAGCCAAUAUUAGAGCUAGGGAUGACGUUUGGAAAUUUUACAGAAUUUAAACAAGCUUGCAUGGAGUGGGGUAUUAAAAAUAGAAGAAAGCUAAAGUUUUAUCCCAAUGAUACAGAGAGGGUGGUGUGUAUUUGCAAGCGAAAAGACUGUCCAUUUAGAAUUUAUGCUAGCAAGUUAAGUCAAGAUGAUCCUACUGUGUAGAUCAAGUCUAUCAAUUUGACUCAUAAGGGUGGCAUAGUGUUUGAUAAUCCCCACAUGACACCAAAAUAUAUAGCUAGAAGGUAUUUUGAAAUUUUUAAAGUUGAUCCAAUUUGGAGUAUAAAUGGAAUCAUAGCUACCGUAAGAAAGGACCUCAAUUAUACAAUAUCAUAUAAGAAGGCAUGGAGAGCCAAAGAUCAAGCUCUCAAAUGGGUGGUUGGAGAUGAGAGCCUUCAAUAUGGUAAGCUUUUAUCAUAUAGAGCAGAGUUAUUGAAUUCUAAUCCUCGAUCAACUGUUGUGAUUUGGAGAAAUGAAGAAAAGUUUCAGGGAUUUUAUGUGUGUUUUGGUGCACUGAAAGAAGCAUUUAAAUCAGGGUGUAGGCCCUUCAUUAGCCUAGAUGGAUGUUGGCUAAAAGGAAACUUUGGAGGAAAUUUAUUGUCGGCAGUUGCUAUAGACCCUAAUGAUUGUAUUUUUCAUGUUGCCUAUGCUGUCAUAGCUCAAAAUGAAAGUAAAGAAACUUGGAGUUGGUUCUUGGAGAUUCUCAGUGAGGAUCUAGAAAUAAGAAACAGUCAUCACAUAGCGUUUAUGUCGAAUAGACAAAAGGGCUUAAUUGGAGCAGUUAAGGACUUGUUUCCUUUUGCUGAACACAGAAGUUGUGUUAGGCAUAUGUACCAAAAUUUCAGAGGAAAACACAAAGGCAAAGCUUUGAAAGAUUUGGUGUGGAGUGUAGCAAUUGUCAGUAAUGAAAUAACAUUCAAGAAAUGUAUGGAAAAAAUUGAGCAAGAAGAUAGAGAGGCAAGAAAUUGGUUCAACCAUCCAGAAAGACCAUUUCAAAGUUGGACUAGAGCCUUAUUUAAAACAAAUAUUAGAUGUGAUAUGUUGCUCAACAAUUUGUGUGAAAGCUUCAACAAGUAUAUACUUGAUGCCAGGGAUAAACCAAUCAUUACAAUGCUAGAAAUGAUAAAGAAUAAGCUAAUGAAGAGAUUGCAUAGCAAGAGAAUCUGGAUUGAAAAAUAUCAAGAUAAGAUUUGCCCCAAAAUUGUCAAAAAACUUAACAAAAUUAGUAAUGAGGCUGUUAUGUUUAAACCUGACUAUUCAGGGGGACCAAAGGUGUUGGUUAAUGGACCUGGGGGACCAUAUGUGGUGGAUAUGAUGGCUAAGAGUUGUACUUGUCGGAGAUUUGAGCUAACUGGAUUACCAUGUCCUCAUGCAUAUAUCAGUAUUAUUGAUAACAGUGAAAAAGUGGAAGAUUAUGUGAAUCCAUUAUAUCAUAUUGAUACCUUCAAGAAUGUGUAUUCUCAUUACAUCAACCCAACAAAUCAUGAAGAUCAUUGGCCAAAAAUAUUAAAUGGUGGACAAGUUUUUCCUCCUAAUGUUGUGAAGAAAAAGAGGGGGAGGAAGCCCAAAAAUAGGAAGAAAGAGCCAGAAGAAUUAGAGAAGCAAAAAGCUGCUGAAACUACUAAAAAAAGAGCUCGAAAGAAGACCGAAAACAUGAAACCUCAGAAGUUGUCAAAAAAAGGCUUUGUAAAAGGAAGGUGUUCAAUUUGCAAGGAGGAGGGUCAUAAUGCAAAAGGUCAUUAUAAUGUGCUCAAAAAGGUUGUUGGCACAUCUUCCAAUCAAUCUCCAGGUCAGACCUUAGAGCAAGCUGAAAAUGAUGACUUCUGGGACUAUUCUAAAUUUUAUCAUCCAGAAAUGUGAGUAAAUUCCCAAAUGAAUUUGAACUUCACAAAGCAGUCAAAUACAACUCAGGUGUAUGCUGAAUCUGUUGAUUGAUCUUCCACUAAAAAGUGAAGAAAUCAUUUUGAAAGAGAAGAAAUGAAGGAUUAUGUAGUUGCUUUGCAGAAGGAGAGAAACUCUAGCAAACAUUUGAGAUUAUGUAUUCGUGUCUUUUGUUAGUUAUGUGAAGCACCUCUUUAGACA
Solanum tuberosum (potato) is the source of this 3797-nucleotide messenger RNA. RefSeq lists its product as uncharacterized. The transcript has 4 exons. Lineage: Eukaryota; Viridiplantae; Streptophyta; Magnoliopsida; Solanales; Solanaceae. The record is from RefSeq and is a predicted model, not a curated record. Bases 1935 to 3575 code for a protein of 546 amino acids. Gene Ontology annotation, molecular function: zinc ion binding.